Xenopus tropicalis (tropical clawed frog) is the source of this 3495-nucleotide messenger RNA. RefSeq lists its product as uncharacterized. The transcript is spliced from 21 exons. The record is from RefSeq and is a predicted model, not a curated record. Gene Ontology annotation, molecular function: nucleic acid binding; zinc ion binding. NCBI's taxonomy places the organism in Eukaryota, Metazoa, Chordata, Amphibia, Anura, Pipidae. The coding region runs from base 208 to 2391 and encodes 727 amino acids.
AAUACGUAUUGGAGACGUCGCUACGUCGUCACGUGUUUGUGACGUCACUCGCAACUAGGAACUAGCAACUACCGAAUCUAUCGGAUAGUGGGAUGGUAUAUUUUUGUGGACUGCAGCAGCUGCUUGCGUUAUUACCAUCUCUGGCCUCCUUACCAAGAAAGUGUUUGCAGUUUUGAUUUUUUUAAAAAGUUCUUUUGUUAGGUAAGCAUGGAAAAAACAGACGAUGAUCCGCUUCAAGAGACACAGUUUUGGUGCAAUAUCUGCAGAAUUACCUGUGCAUCUGCACUUAAUCUUCAAAGCCAUUUUAUGGGUUUCAAGCACAGGCAGGUAGAAGAAUCCCUUAAAAACAAUGGCGCUGAAAAACCUGUUUUAAAAAGAAAGAAACGUCAGUUUUUGGAUGAUCCAGAGCCUGCAGUAGCUGGACAAACACUGGAUGACUUACUUAGAGCUUGCAAAGAAACUGAGCCUGCAUUGGGUCUUGAAUAUGUGUAUGAAUAUCAUCAAGAUGAAAGUAGUUAUCGUGCAUAUGAGUGCAGAUUAUGCAACCUUCAGACAGGACUGGCUCACAUGUUUAUGCAUGUUGUUGGAGCCAAACAUAGAAUUGCAUACCUGAGUAAACAUCACAGUACUUUGGGAAUUCCCAGCACCUUUCAAGUAAAAUCUUCAACUAAGAACAAAAAACUAAAGGAUGCCUGCUUUACAGUUGAAAAGACAUUUGGAAGAAAAAGCAUAAAUAUUGCUAAAGGAUCAUUUGAACCAAGAAGCUUUCUUGAUGGACCUUUGCCAGCUUCUGCUCUGAAUUAUGGUACAGACAACAAGUUGAAACAAAUUGACUUCACUACUGAUGAUUUUGGUGAUAUAGAUAAGAAGCCUUCAGUCUCUGAACGUGUUGUAACAUUUCGAGAAUUAAAGGCACAGCAUGAAGAAAAACUCAAGGAAGCGCAAGUGAGUGUUGAGAGUGAAUUCCAGGAUCUGGACGAUCAAGAGCAAGAAUUGCAGGAUAAUGAAAAGGAUAAUAAAGAAACUGGCAGUGACAUGGAAGUAUGCAGCAUGGAUUUGAGCGAAUGUGAUCCAGAAGAAUUCUUUUGCAACCAGGAGCUGUUUGAUUUCUUGGAUACUUACAAAAUAAAUAAAAAGGAAGAUGUCACAUUUAUCCUUAAAGUGACUGAGAAAUUCUCUGAAGUCCUGGUACACCACAAGAAACAGUUUGAAGAAGCAAGAAAAAAGGCAUUGGCUGAAGAUGAGAAACGCAAGACUGUAGAAUUGAAACUAAAGGCAGAAGAGGUACAGCGCAAUGUUGAAGAAAAAAAACGUAGAGCUGAAGAAGCACAAUAUACUUUAGAUAAAAGGCAAGGACUUCAAGGUGCAAAAAGAACAGCUGAAGAAGCAAAGCGUAGAAUAAUAGCAGUAAAACUUAGGUCUGAGGAAGCAAAACGUACAGUCAAACAAAUACAGCAGAGGAAUGAAAUGAGACGCCUCAACCAAAAUGUUCAAACUAGAAUCCGAACAAGAACUAGAGGUCGUAAAAAAAAAUUUAAUGCACAACAGAAAAAACAGGCUUUUCUUGCAAAAGCACCUGCUCUGAACCAGAGAUUUUUAUCAACUUGUUCCUCAAAUUUAAAUCCAGAAUGGAAUGCCAGUUACAGCACCCCACUGUUUCCAAUUUCAAGGUUUAACAAACAGCAACUUGUUGGUGAACAACAAUCAUUUCAAUCAACCUCCAUAACAUCUCAAGAAUCUACAACCAGACUCAGUCAAAACAAGAAUUUUGCUGUUUCAAAAUUCGACAGUGGAAAGCAAACUAGUGAACGAAGACUUUCAGCGCCACAUGGUCCAGUACCAGGAAGACUGCAAGAAUCCUCAAGACUUCGUGAAGGUCUGCGGUAUCCCAAUGUGCAGUAUCCUAAUUUCAAGUUUGGCAAUAAUGUACCAAGCAAUGAACCAAGAUCUUCAUGUAGGUCAGCACCAGAUCAAUCUCAAGGUAGAGAAUCCAGUUUCAUCCAGUAUCCGAGACUCCCACGACCAGUAAAUGAACCACAGUCAUCAGCCAUGCCACAAAGCCAGUGGUCCAGUCAAAUGGCUCCUUCUAACAGAGAUGGUCACUUUCAAAACAGACCACAAUUUCCACAUGAAAUGCAGCCAGAAAAGCUGCCAGAUUUUUCUUCAAGAGAUUGUUUUCCAAUAGGUUUGAAUAUGCCCAAGAAUGAAGCCACAGCCACAUUUUUUGCAACCAUAAAAAAUAUGGAGGUUUCUGAUGUUAUUUCUACAUUGAAUGCCAUAGCUGCGAAAAACCCAGCAUUCAGAGGAAUACAUGUACCAAGCCUGGUAAAAUAUUUAAAAGACACAGGAAAACUGAAAAUACCACAUCCUUCCAGAAGCCUGUCGAGCUGAUCACAGAUUCUGAUUUGUUUCUCAAACCUUCUAAUAUAUUGACCAGUUGUAUAGAUUUAUGAAAUUCUGUUCUCUUGUUUCAUAUGAAUGUUUGAAAUUUUUUUCUGAGGUUAAAGGAAAACUAUAUCCCUGAGCAAUGUAGGUUUCUAUAAAAGUACAUUGCAAUAAACAGCUCAUAUAUGAAACCCUGCUUCAUACAAAUAAAAUAUACUUGUGGUAUGUGCCACUGUGUAAUUCUAACUGUAAAAUUUGCCAUUUUAAGCAAGGGCCACCCCUUGGGAUUAUAUGGUUCACAAUGCCACAAACAAACCAAGGGAACCAAUUAGUAGACAAAGUUCUGUCUACACUCACACUUAUUACUGUUACAUUUGAAGCUGAAUUAUUUCCUAUCAGGUGACCUCUGAGGGAGCACACAGGCCAUCACAGUGGCUCAACGUAAAAGAUGUUAAUAGGCCAUUUAAAGGAGAAGGAAAGUGUACUGCCAAUAGGAGCAGGAGAGAGCUGAGCAGACUCUGGCCACAGGAAUUAAGGAUUUUUCAGAGAGAAGAAGUCAGACACCUGAAGAACAUGCUUACAAAAAAGGAGACAAGAACUCCUGUUUCUUUUGAUAGAGGACUCUCUUUCUGUGAGUGCUUAUGGCUGUAUUUAUAUAGACCUUUCUGAUAAAGCUUACUUAGUUUUUACCUUUCCUUCUCCUUUAAAGAGGUUGUUCACCUUUGAGUUAACCUUUAGUAUAAUGUAGAGAAUAAUAUUGUGAGACAAUUUGCAGUUGGUCUUCAUUUUUUAUUUAUAGUUUUUAAUUGUUCAGCAGCUCUUCAGUUUUGAAUUUGGUUAUCUAUCUGGUUAGCUAUCUGGUUUGCUAGGGUCCAAAUUACCUUAGUAACCAGGAUGUGGUUUAAAUGAGAGAUUGAUGUUUGAAUAGGGGAGGACCUGCAUACAAAAAUAAGCUAUAAAAAGUAACAAUAAAUAAAUAAACUCAGGUAGAAAAUGCAAUGUACAUCUUUGUUUUUUUUGAGCAACUGUGACAUACAUGUUACAUGCAAAAUAAAAUGUUAGUAGUACAGGUUUUACAGUUUGUACAAUAAAGUAUAACAUACAACUUAA